AUGACAGUGCUGUGUGGCGAAGCUUUAUGGCAACAGCGCGACAAGGAAUAUUUCCUCGACAUCGCUGGUGAUGGGUUUGCAGUGGCUUCUUCUGGUAAAGAGGCAGAUCCUGCAGAGGCAGCUGAAUUGGUGGAGCUGCUGCAAGGAGGAAGUUGGCGUUCUUGCAACAACAUCAACGACUGUCUAGCAGAGUGCGUUGCCACAGGAUGCAGCUGCAGCCGGUCAAUGAAUCCCAUUGCUCGCGACGGCUUCUUAAGGAUGGCCGUGGAUCGUCUCCGCAGCAACGGCCUUGGCCAGGCCGAGGUUUCCUAUGCCUCCUUGGGGAGUGGACUCUUGCGCUUCGACUUUUGCUUGUUGGAGCUCCUGCUUGCAGAAGGAGUGCCAGUAUCAGCUGUUCACCUCGUGGACUCUCAAUAUGAUCCGGAUGCCAAGGGCUACCUGCGCCACCGCGUGGCACUCGCCCAGUUCGCUUCCUGGUUUACCGGCCGGGGCGUGGAUGUUUAUGCGCACUACUCCCUUGAGAGAUAUGCCUUUGAGGCUCGGCGCUCUGCUGCACUUCCAGCAGCAGUGGUGCAGGUUGACUGCACAGAGCUCACAGCUGUCUUCGAAAAGGAGGUGAAACCAAUGUUGGAAGAAGUGUUGCAGUACGGGGGCCUGUACUGCACCCUGACUUCACGAGAGGGCGCCUCUGGCGCAGGAUCCCUGGGAUCAACGAAUGCUUGGGCAGAGUUCUGGCGAUUGCAUCCGGACACUGGUCGCAUGAAGCUGGAGUCAUUGACCUGCUUCAGGCCUGGUGAUCGAAGUGGGACGCAGGUGGACGUCAACGAGCCCUUGCCUCGCGCGGUUGAUCACUGA
Molecule: messenger RNA, 855 nt
Organism: Symbiodinium necroappetens
Lineage: Eukaryota; Dinophyceae; Suessiales; Symbiodiniaceae
Source: the annotation of a GenBank genome assembly